Molecule: messenger RNA, 486 nt
Organism: Acaulospora morrowiae
Lineage: Eukaryota; Fungi; Glomeromycota; Glomeromycetes; Diversisporales; Acaulosporaceae
Source: the annotation of a GenBank genome assembly
AUGGGAAAUACUGUCUCUUCUAUCUCUUCCCCAGAAAAAGAAAAUUCGCAACGUUUUGAGUUUACAAGCGGACAUUCAACUUUAUCCAAAAAAGAAUUACUCUCUUUACCGAACAUUUCAAGACGUCGUCACUCGGCAUCUUCAUGCAGAACAAUAACUUUCCCUACGCAUCCUCCUUUCCCGUCCUCUUCUCAUUCUACUUUUUCUAUGCAAAUUUCGCGUCAGUCGGAAGAACCAUCAAAAAAUUCAUUCUCUCAAUCUCUGUCUCAUCGUUCGCAAGAAAAUAUUCAGUUCCAGUAUAGAAAUGGUCGAAAAUAUUAUAACGUUCCGAAUUCAAAAUACUGUUUACCUUUAGACGAUGAAGAAAUUGAUCGGUUACAACUACAACACUUCUUGUUUCGUUAUAUUUGGCAAGGAAAUUUUUCAGCUCCGGUUGAAGAAAUGCUCGAGAGCGGAUGUAAAGUCCUAGAUGAACGUGGAUACUAG